AUGGUGGCAGUUACCACAGCCAGGCUGAGCCACCCAACAGCCACACGGCCACGAAUACCCGGCCAGCGGCCACCCAGCAUUGUCCUGGGGAGCACAGGGAGUCACCUUGGGGGGGAACCGCCCCAGGGGCUGCCCUGUGCUGCCCUCUGUGUCCCUGUCCCCAGAACGGGGCAGGUGCCUGUCCCAUCAUGGAGCACAGAAGGGCUGGAGGCGUUGGAGGGGAGGUCACUGGCCCUGGAGGAUCUGAAGGCUGAGGUCCGGACCCUGCACAUCCUUGUGGACCUGAUGCGGGUCCAGCACCUGAGGGACCUGCAGGACCUGCGGCAGGAGCUGAGCCAGGAGCGGACUCAGCGCCAGGCACUGCAGGUGGGUCCCUGGGAGGGGCUGCUGUGUCCUGGGGUCCCCUGUGCCCCCCAACAAUCACAGCCUCUCCCCACAGGUGGAGAUCGAGCGAGUGAGGAAGGGGCUGCCCUGUUAGCAUGGGGGGACUGCAGUGCCCACCCAUGGCAUGGGGCAGGGGGGUGGCACAUGGAGCCCCCCCAACCUCGCUGCCCCCAGCCCGGUUCUGCACCCAUCGGGUACAAAUGCCCACUCCACACCCAGACGCUGCUCCUCGAAGCACAACAGCCCCUGGACCUAUAG
This is a messenger RNA of Catharus ustulatus (Swainson's thrush), 642 nucleotides long. RefSeq names its product CD2-associated protein-like. The record is from RefSeq and is a predicted model, not a curated record. Bases 1 to 642 code for a protein of 213 amino acids. NCBI's taxonomy places the organism in Eukaryota, Metazoa, Chordata, Aves, Passeriformes, Turdidae. The transcript is spliced from 2 exons.